CCCGGAUAGUGGACGCCCCGCCCCCAAACGAAUCGCACCCGCCUGCGCCGCCUUCUCUUCUCCAGCGUCGGAUCUCCCCCCACUCGCCGCCCUCACCGCACCUCCAUUCCCCCCCUCCACCACCUUCACUCCACGCGCUCGUCUAUAUAAGGAGGAGGGCCGGAUGUCGGACGCGCCGGCGAGCCCCCCGGGCGGCGGGAACGGGGGAGGAGGGGGAGGGGUGGGCAGCGACGACGGCGGCGGCGGCGGAUAUGGCGGCGUCAGGGAGCAGGACAGGUUCCUGCCCAUCGCCAACAUCAGCCGCAUCAUGAAGAAGGCCAUCCCGGCCAACGGCAAGAUCGCCAAGGACGCCAAGGAGACCGUGCAGGAGUGCGUCUCCGAGUUCAUCUCCUUCAUCACCAGCGAGGCCAGCGACAAGUGCCAGAGGGAGAAGCGCAAGACCAUCAACGGCGACGACCUGCUCUGGGCGAUGGCCACGCUCGGGUUUGAGGAGUACAUCGAGCCCCUCAAGGUUUAUCUGCAGAAGUACAGAGAGACGGAGGGUGAUAGUAAGCUAGCUGGGAAGUCUGGCGACGUCUCUGUUAAAAAGGAUGCACUUGGUCCUCAUGGAGGAGCAAGUGCGCAAGGGAUGGGCCAACAAGUAGCAUACAAUCCAGGAAUGGUUUAUAUGCAACCUCAGUACCAUAAUGGGGACAUCUCAAACUGAAGAUAUGGACCAUCUCCGUGACUGCUGCUGCUCUCCUAGGUGGGUUUUCGUCAUUUGGAGCAGUUAAGGAAACUCUUAGUACCCUCAUUAGUCCUGUGUUGUUCGGUCUGCCAGAACUGAUGCUCCAAGGCUGCUUUCCCAGAUGUAAAUUGCUUUUUCCUGAGAAUAGAUUCAGUUGUGGUUUAGCAUGGUUGUUGUUGUUGUUGCCGUCUGUAACUCUGUAUAUUUAUGAUGUUUUAACAGUUUAGCCUCGUCGUGGCUGUCAUUCGGUUCCAUAUAAUUUGGGUAUUUGGGGGAGACACAACUCCUCCAGGUGUAGUUUGUCCUGAACUAGCUGUAUCAGACUCUUGCAAAGAGUUGCUUUUAGUC
Molecule: messenger RNA, 1075 nt
Organism: Hordeum vulgare subsp. vulgare (domesticated barley)
Lineage: Eukaryota; Viridiplantae; Streptophyta; Magnoliopsida; Poales; Poaceae
Product: nuclear transcription factor Y subunit B-3-like
Exons: 8
Coding region: 164-706 (180 amino acids)
Biological process (GO): regulation of transcription by RNA polymerase II
Cellular component (GO): nucleus; CCAAT-binding factor complex
Molecular function (GO): RNA polymerase II cis-regulatory region sequence-specific DNA binding; protein heterodimerization activity; DNA-binding transcription activator activity, RNA polymerase II-specific
Source: RefSeq, a predicted model, not a curated record